AUGGCAGCCAGAUCUUUAGUUCUGGAAGACGAACUCUCCUGUCCAGUGUGCUAUGAAAUCUUCAGGGAUCCUGUUGUACUUUCUUGCAGCCACAGCUUCUGUAAAGUCUGUCUGGAGCAACAAUGGGAACAAAACAGCUCUUGGGAAUGUCCAUAUUGCAGAACAAUUUCUAAAGACAAACCACCUGUGAGCCUGUCUCUCAAGAAACUGUGUGAAGCCUUCUUGCAGGAGAGAAGUCAGAAAUCUCCAGGAGAAUCUGAAAUGCUCUGCAGUCUGCAUAAUGAAAAACUCAAACUCUUCUGUUUAGAUGAUAAAGAUCCUGUCUGCUUCAUCUGCCACACUUCAAGAAAACAUAGAAACCAUGAGUUCUGUCCUUUGGAGGAGGCUGUUGUGGAUUGUCGGGAAAACCUCAGUGUUGAACUGAAGACCCUGCAGAAGAAGCUGAAAACUUUCAAUAAAGUUAAACAGACAUUUGAUCAAACAACAGAGCACAUUAAGUCGCAGACUCAGCUAACAAAGACACUCAUAACUGAGGAGUUUGAUAAACUUCACCAGUUUCUGCGAGAUGAAGAGGCAGCCAGAAUAGCUGCACUGAAGGAGGAAGAGGAACAGAAGAGUCAAAUGAUGAAGAAGAAGACUGACAGUCUUACAAGAGAGAUCUCAUCCCUUUCAGACACAAUCAGAGCCAUAGAAAAAGAGAUGGGAGCUGAAGACAUUUCAUUCCUACAGAACUACAAGCACACAAGGCACAGAGCCCAACACACACUGCAGGAUCCAGAGGGGGUUUCAGGAGCACUGAUAGAUGUUGCCAAGCACCUGGGCUCUCUGAAGUACAGAGUCUGGGAGAAGAUGCUGGGAAUUGUUCAGUACACUACAGUGACACUGGAUCCAAACACUGGACACCCCCUCCUCUUACUGUCUAAGGAUCUAACCACUUUGAGAGUGUGUACUGUGAGAUGGCAGCUUCCUGACAACCCAGAGAGAUUUGAUUACUCUACUUGUGUGCUGGGCUCUGAGGGAUUCACCUCAGGUAGACACUGCUGGGAUAUUGAGGUGGGGCAGAACACUCACUGGGCUUUGGGUGUGGCCAAAAAAUCCCUUAACAGAAAAGGUUCAAUCACUUUGAGCCCUGAAAGAGGAAUCUGGGCUAUAGGUCUGUGGGAUGGGGUUUAUAGAGCAUUGACCUCACCAUGGGCACAACUCAAUCUGAAGAGGAAACCCCAGAAAAUCAGAGUGCAUCUGGACUAUGACAGGGGGAAGGUCUCAUUCUUUGACUCCAAGUACAUGACAGCUAUCUGCACUAUUAAACAUACCUACACAGAGAAAGUGUUUCCAUUUUUCUGGUCUCUUGAUGCUAUUUCUUUGCGAAUCUGCCCAGUGAAGGUGUCUAUAACAGUGGAUAAUAAUAAAGUGUGAUAAGGGUGAAGAUCAGGGCAGAGCUAUUGUGAGAAACCCAUCCAGAUUAGGGUUUAGUGAGGUUUGCUGUUUGAAUAAAGGUGCUCAAUUUCUGGAUGUUGUUUAUGCACAUUACAGUAAGAAUACACAUAAAAAAUGAACCCUUGAACCCAGUACUGUAUA
Molecule: messenger RNA, 1578 nt
Organism: Lepisosteus oculatus (spotted gar)
Lineage: Eukaryota; Metazoa; Chordata; Actinopteri; Semionotiformes; Lepisosteidae
Product: zinc-binding protein A33-like
Biological process (GO): protein ubiquitination
Cellular component (GO): cytoplasm
Molecular function (GO): zinc ion binding; ubiquitin protein ligase activity; protein binding
Source: RefSeq, a predicted model, not a curated record